This is a messenger RNA of Acytostelium subglobosum LB1, 2004 nucleotides long. RefSeq lists its product as hypothetical. The transcript is spliced from 3 exons. Bases 1 to 2004 code for a protein of 667 amino acids. The record is from RefSeq and is a predicted model, not a curated record. Gene Ontology annotation, molecular function: GTP binding; GTPase activity. Lineage: Eukaryota; Evosea; Eumycetozoa; Acytosteliales; Acytosteliaceae.
AUGCUAAGUAAACUAUACUUUUAUUUAAAUAAUAGGCAGCAGCAGCAGCAACAGCAGCAGCAGCAAGAGCAACAAGAACAAAAUAAUGUACAUUCGCCUGCGGCAUCACCUUCAUCAUCACCAUCACCAUCACCAUACUCGACGAUAUCAUCAACAGCAACAACACCACUCACAACAUCUGGUGAUACAUUGUUGAAGAGGAGUACUUUGACAUCGUCUUCAUCAUCUUCGUUCUCAAAGUCGACGUCUACACUGGCUAUUCGUGAUCGUGACAAUCCACCAAUCGAACAUAUAUUGAAGAUAUUGGUACUGGGUGGCAAUGGAGUUGGCAAGAGUAGUGUAAUAAGAAGGUAUCUUCAAGAUUGCUUCACUGUAUCACAUAUACCAACCAUCGGUACAGACUUGUCAACAUUGUUUUUGGAGUCAACUCAAUCAGUAUCGUCAUCCCCGAGCAACAACAUGACGACAACUUCGACAACGACUUCACCGACAAUGACACAACAGACAUUAACAACUACACAGUCAUCGACAUCAACGACACCUCUUACAAAGCAAUGGCAACCACAGAGUAAUAUAUUGGCCACUUGUUGUUUAGAUAUACAGUUCUUGGAUGUGGCACAUGCAGAGAUCAAUGGCAAGCAUUUGUCUUCAAUAUUACAUUCAGUGGCUGGCAUUAUACUUGUGUUGGACUUGACCAAUGCUGCCUCCAUUGUAUCAGUUGAUGAGUGGAAGAGUGUACUUCGUCAACGUCAUCUAGAUCAUCGCAUCCCAAUCGUCCUAUUUGCCAACAAACAAGAUGUCUCUGGUCCAGUACUUUCAAACUCUGACUUGGACAAUUAUUGUAAAGCAAGCGAGUAUUCAUUCUGGAAAGCAACAAGCUGUAGGAGAGAUGUUGGCAUAAGGGAUGGCAUUGAUGGACUGUUGGACAUUGUUGUGGAGAGGAAACAUCAAGAGUUGAAGGAGAAGAGUAGACUGCAACAGAUGGCGACAUUACAACAUAGUCCAAGUGUUGAUAUACCAAGCCAAUCAUCAGCAGGUAGUAAGAUGUUGGUAUCAAGUUCAUUGCCAACGAUCAAGUUAAACCUCACUGGCGCCAUGUCCACGCCAACCAAGAAGUCGACCAUCACAUCCACGAUAUCCACACCACCUCUAUCACAGCCAUCGCAAUCAUUCAAAGAUGUACAAACUGUUGUUGAUGAUACAACGGCGACCACCAACAAGACGACACAAUCAACAUCACAAACAUCACAACAAUCAUCAUCACAAACACAACCGAAGAAACAACAACAACAACAACAGGAGAAGUUAAAGAACAUCAUUCAACCAUCAGAUGUUAUGAAGAUAACAGAGUUGCAGAGUAUGACAACGGACUUUUAUACAAGACUGGCAAAGAGUCUGGAAGAGUUGUUGUUGAGGUCCAAUGGAUCAAGGUAUCGCGACCUGUCAAUGUUGGAGAGGCAACGAGCACAUGAAUACACAAAGAUAUGCAAUAAUAUCAAGAAGCUUGUACAGCCCAACCAUGGUGGACUGGCGGCACAUGGACAUGUUCAUUCACAACAACAAGGUCACGGAUCUCCCGGUGGCAGCAGGACACGCGUGACCAAGGAGUACAUUCAGACCACACUCGAGGAGAACAUGAAGAAGUGGAGCACUCUAUUGGACAACCUUCAAUUGGAAUCAAAGUUGAAUGAGCAGACAAUGGUGUCGAGCUCACUGCCAGACAAUGAGGCCAACAAUGCCAGAUUGAAUGGGUCAAUGUCACAAUCAUUUUCGUCGACGUCAUCGUCAUUGUUGUCCAAUCAUCAUAGUCAACAUCAUGGACAUCAACAACAACAUGGACACCAACAUCAUCACCAUCAUCAUCACAGGAGUGGUAGUAUAAGCAGCAGUCACAGUAGUAUCAGUAGCAGUAUGAGCAACAACACAAACAAUAGCAACAAAUGGAAGAUGGGCUUUGGAUUUAGAAGUCACGGAUUCAAGGCUGUAUGUAUACUUCAAGUUUGA